This is a messenger RNA of Vombatus ursinus (common wombat), 7254 nucleotides long. It is a transcript of the gene SH3D19, whose product is annotated as SH3 domain containing 19. Gene Ontology annotation, molecular function: protein binding. The transcript is spliced from 21 exons. The coding region runs from base 429 to 3707 and encodes 1092 amino acids. The record is from RefSeq and is a predicted model, not a curated record. Lineage: Eukaryota; Metazoa; Chordata; Mammalia; Diprotodontia; Vombatidae.
GCUCCCAAUCUGGAAGGCGGGGAAGAAGGAGGAAGAAGAGGGAAGGGGCUAAGCUAAGGAGUGAGGAGCAAGGAAGGAAAAGGGAGAAAGAGGCUGUCUCUGCGCGGAGGAGGGCGGAGAAAAGUCAGCCGGCUGCCCUUUUCUGGCCGCCUCGAGCUGCCCCCGCCUCCAGCUCUCUCCCCCUCCCCCUUCUACCCCACUGUCCUGGCAGGUGGAGUCUGCCAGAGGAGUUGCGGUUUCUCUUCCGUCUGCUCCGGGGCACUGAAUUCCCUCCGGCCCCGGCAGAGUGGUGGCGCGAGGGAACAAGUCAGGGCAGGGCUGGGCAGGCGGGAGAGAACUGCUCGUCCGAUGGGGGCUCCCGGCUGGUAGAGUCUCUGGCCCUCUUCUCUACCUUCCUCCUGUUCCCAGUGUGUGCCCCAGCUUAGCCGAUGGCUGAAGCCCGACGGCUGGAAGAAGAAGAGGAAGAGCUGCGGGAGCGCAGAGAGCUCGGAGCCUCCAGGAGAGUCCGGGGCCGAGCUCACUCCAGCCACUCUGCGGCAGAUCGAAGUGAAAGAAAUAAACCAGAACAUCGUUCUUCAAGUCAAGGACCCUUGUCAUCCAUUAGAGCCGUAAUCAAGAGAACUUCUAGGACUUCCGUUCAUGGUGAUCCACACCGAGAUAGGAGGCGCCCCGAGAUCACCAUUGUGGCCGCUGAGCCCCUCAGACCGGCUUCUUGGUUCCCAGGGGCCUCACCAGCAUUAGGAUUCCCACCUUCUCCUGCUGCAAGUCCAUGGAGAACAAGUGAGCUUAUUCCUUCUGAGCUUCCACCCUCUUAUGAGCAAGUGAUAAAAGAAAUCAACCAAGUCCAAAUCAGUACCGGGAGUAAUAGUAAUGCUCCCACGACGCCAAGGCAAACCAUCACUUCUGCAACUCAGACAGACUUUCCGGAGGAGAUAGGCAACACCCUGUCUGGAAGUAAUGCAAGUAAGCCACCUGCCCCUGGAAAAUCCAAUCCCUCUCUAGCAGUUCAGCCUCCUCCCAAGCCUUCACAGCCAUCUUCGCUGUCCUCAACCAGUAGUCUUUUGAAAGAUGUGGCUCCUUUAAUCGUCUUUGAUGCCAUUGAGGAACAGGCUUACCGAGACAGCCCCAAUGUUGGGGCAUGUCCAGUUCCCAGGCCAAGAUCAAAAACCAAUCUCAAACCUAUAGUCAGAGACAUUCCAAGCAACAUAAGAGACCAUCAGGAAACUACUCAACCAGCUGUAAGACGGGGAGCAUCACCGAGUCAGUCCCUGUCCUUGUUAGACGGGAGCAACUUAGAAAGCCAAACAGCGAUAAACAGUAUGAGCACAGAAAGAAACCAAGCUAGUAUUGUUUCACGGAUCAAAGCUUUUGAAUCCCAACCAAAUGCUGAAACCUCAGGAUUAUCUAAGAAACCAGAAAUUGCUCCCCGGACAUUACCCCCGAGGCCUGCUGUUCCUGCAGGAAAACCUACUGUGGCUCCAAAGCCAUCCAUUCAUAGAGCUUCCGGAGAGUGGGACUCAUCGGCUGAAAACAAACUCAAGACUGCCUCCAAGGAAGGGCCCUCUCCACACUUGCACCCUCAAGAAGUGGGAGGCAUCCCAGUAACCAAACCUGAAUUGCCAAAGAAACCAAAGGCUGGCCUUGUACAGAGUAUCGGUAAUGGCCCACUGGACAUUCUAGGAAGCAAGCUAUCAGUAGAGAUCCCUGAGAAGGAGAAGAGAAUUCCAACUCCGGCACCACGGCCUUUACCGCCGAAGAGAUUACCGUCUUUAGAAGACCCUGCCUUUCCUGCCCCUCCAUUGAAACCAGCCACUGCUUCUCCUAGGCUCUCUGUGGCAGCACAAACCAGAGCUUUCAGGUCCCUGGGAGAAGGGCCAGCAGCAAGCACACCUCCCCCUUCCUCUCAGUGCCCACCAGUGGGAGAAGCCGAUCUCAUCAGUUUUGAUGAUGACGUUCUACCUGCUCCGUCAGCUAACCUGGCUGAAGAACACCUGGGUUCAGAGAUGGACCUGGAUCCCUUUCAGUUCCCCACAAAAGCCGAACCGCCAAAGGAACGAGUUGUCCAGCCAGCGCCCACGCGAAAGCCCACUGUGAUCCGGAUCCCAGCCAAGCCAGGGAAAUUAUUGCAAGAUGACCCACAGAGCCCUCCACCUCUACCUGCUGAAAAGCCUAUUGGAAACACUUCUGGCACAGCUUCUGGAAAACUCAGUAACGUCGAAAGAACCAGAUGCUUGGAUUCUGAGCCCUCCGUUCAAACAGGAAGUUCUUCCAAAGGACCAGUGCUGCCCCCAAGACCCGUAGAUGGAAAAGUCAUCCCAGCUCGACCUCCUCCACCAAAGGGGGCCCCCGGGAGGCCACCUCCACCCAAACUCUCUGGAUCUAAGGCGUCAUCUCAGAAACAAGUUUUUUGUCACUCUUCAUCAGAUGUGGAUCUCCAGAACAAACAAAGUGCCUUAACAAGGGGUCUCAAACGGGCCAAGAGCCAGAUCUUACUGAAACAAGAACCAGUGUUGCCUCCUCGACCCAAACCAGGCCACCCCCUCUACAGGAAAUACAUGCUGCCUCUGCCUCAUGGAGUUGCCAAUGAAGACACUGUCUCCCAAAACCCUGGAGAGCUCUCUUGUAAGCGUGGAGACGUGCUGGUGCUGCUGAAUCAAACUGAAGACAGUUACUUGCAAUGCCAAAAGGGAGAAGAAAUGGGCAGAGUUCACCUGUCACAGAUAAAGAUUAUCACCCCACUUCAUGAGCAUCUUAAAAGCAGAUCAAAAGAUUCAACCAGUGUACUGAAGUCUGUCGACAGCAGUGUCCCUCAUGCACUUGUGCUACACGAUUUUCCAGCAGAGCAAGCUGAUGACUUGAACCUCACUUCGGGAGAGACUGUUUAUCUUCUGGAAAAAAUAGAUAGUGAUUGGUACCGAGGAAAAUGUAGAAACCAGAUCGGCAUAUUUCCUGCUAACUAUGUCAAAGUAAUUAUUGAUGUUCCUGAAGGAGGUAAUGGGAAAAAAGGAUCCAUUUCAUCCCACUGUGUUACAGGUCCCAGAUGCGUGGCUCGGUUUGAGUACAUCGGAGACCAAAAGGAUGAGUUAAGUUUCUCAGAAGGAGAGACGAUUCUCCUUAAAGAAUAUGUCAAUGAUGAAUGGGCCCGAGGAGAACGGAAUGGCAAAACGGGGAUUUUCCCACUGAACUUUGUUGAAAUCAUUGAGGAUCUCUCUGACCAGAGCACCAGCAUACCUGCAGUUUCAAGUAAAAGAACCCCACUGAAUAUGAAGAGAAAUGCUUCUGGUUUACAUUUACAGAAGGAUCGUUGUUCUGGAGAAUGGUGUGAAGCGCUCCAUGAUUUUACUGCAGAAACUAAUGAAGACUUGCCCUUUAAAAAGGGAGACCGUAUCCUAAUCAUUGAGCAUCUGGACUCUGAUUGGUACAGGGGCAGAUUGAACAGCACUGAAGGAAUCUUCCCAGCAGUCUUUGUUCAGCCCUGCCUUGGUUCCAUAGCUGAGGCAAAGUUGAUACCUGCUUCAGGACGGAAGAAAGAAAAGGCCAAGGCUUUAUAUGAUUUCCAUGGAGAGAACGAAGAUGAGCUUUCCUUCAAGGCUGGUGAUAUAAUAACAGAGCUGGAAUCUGUAGAUGAAGACUGGAUGAGUGGAGAACGAGCAGGAAAAUCUGGAAUUUUCCCCAAAAACUACAUUCAGGUUCUACAAGCAUCCUAAGAGUGAACCUUGUUUGUGCAAUGGGAAGAAGCAUGUGACUCAGCCAGCACAAAAUAUUCCUUGCCUUUGGUAUCACUUGAACUAUUACUUUGACUAUCAAAUAUAUGUUUUUGCACUAUUUUUUUUUUUUACUGUAAGCAAAACGUAACAUGGUACCCUAGAAUUUCCUGAAAGUGGAAGAGUUCUGGGUUUUGUUUUACAUUUCCAUUCAUGAUAGAAGCAUGGACAUAUUAAACCCACAUACUGUGGAUGAUCUAAAAGAACCCAAGCAGAAUUAGCAAGGUCAUUUCUAGUUUCCAGCAGGGAAAAAUGACAGAGUGGGAAGGGCUUUCAAGCAGGCCACUGCUUGCAUAGCUGGGACGCUAACAGUACAAACAAAUUAACCUUGCUUAUUAAUUUUUUUCCUUUAAAAAGACAUUUAUGCUUUCUACAUAUCUUAACUAUCAUGAUAUGAUUGGUAACAAACAACAUUUUUGCUAUUCAAAUGUAAUUAUAAUAGCUUGGGUACAUAUCCUUUAUUUCAAGUGCAGGUCCUGUUUUAUGAUGGGCAGGCUCAUGAAAAUCUUCCCAGCACAGGGUAUAAUAAUGCCCUGUAAUGGCUCCAUUCAAAGUUUGCAGCCUUGAACAGGGAUUAGGAGAGAAGAAGGAAAGAAUGGUACAUUUUAAUUCUUGUCACUUUUCUUGCCUUGUGAAACCUCCAAACCAGCCUUGAAAUAUGCCUCACUAAAGCCCCCAACACUUACCUGCCUGCCAUAGUUCUUUCUGCCCCCUCAACAUAUGCUUUACUUUAUUAGGACUAUCACCUACCACAGUUUCUGCAUCUGAGAACACUCCUGUGACAAUUAGUGGUAUCCAGAGAAAAAUUCAUUUUCUUCGAAUUACCUCAGUAAUACAUAAGCUGUAGCUGCUUCUAUUGCUGCAUUAUGAAUCAUAGGCAGAAGUCUUAGACUGCAGAGCAACUGUCAAAACAGCAAGCAGAUCCCCAAAGCAAAUUUCUUCACAGAGGUGACAUAAAUUAGCCCUGUAGUUAAUUUCACCCUGGUACUUUUUUGUUUCUUUUCCCUGCUUAGCCUUGUACAGAGAUUAAAAUAAGUAAAGCCAUUGUCCUGCUAGCAGUCAUGAUGCAGUCCAAGCACCUGGUCAAAGUGUUUGAUUUAUAAGAACGAAUCAAUUAUAAUUUAUGAGCCUGAACCAGGGAAGUUGAAGACAAUCUUCCAAACACACUGGCAGAAAAGAAAUAUGUUUAGAAAUAUGAAACUUUCCAAAGCAUGUUGAAGGGGUUGAAUUUGGCUGGAAACAAAUUUAUAUAAAUCUGAUGCCCUGUGCCAAGUACCUUUCAGCUCUUAUUAUAGCCUUCCCUCAACCAAAAAAAAUAAAUAAAUAAAAAUUAAAAAAACAGUCAGUCAAUAGUUCAUUAUGUGCCCAGCACUGUCUAUGCAAUCUUCAACUUACUAAUAGUUUAGAAGUCAUUUUUGGUUAUUGUUCCUUGUUCUUUGUGGUAGGGACUCUCCAACAGGGUCCUGGUAAGUAGGGUGUUAGGAGUGGGAAUGGGAGCUGUGGUGAAGACUUAAAAGACCCAGAGUUAAGCAGCUCUAGGGGCUGGAUUCUCCUGCCGGUUGUAUUUACCACUUGGACUGUUUUACCAACAAAACCACUUUUGCCUGGAAUAUCAUUUUAAGUAUUUUUAAAUUAAAAUUCUCUGUAAUUUGUGUAAACACCCAACUUGGGGGCAAAAUCCCUUUUAAAAUUUGGGCUUUUAGAAGGGAGUAAACAAGAAAAUUUAAUAGCUGUAAAUCUAAUGGAAGUAGUAGUAAUCUUAGCUGAAAAAACAUUCUGCAAGUCUCUUUGCUCAAGUAACAAUAAUUUUUUUUUUAAAUCUAUGAAUACUUUGAAUUUGUAGAUAACUUUUUUUUUUCAAGUUAGUUCACGAAGUUUCCUGGAAAACAGUGAAGUUGUCAAUGAAGAUGUGAGAUCCAGGGAUAGAGCUGCCAUACGUUGUCACCCGUUCUAUCCAUGGGAAACCAAAAUGUUCUUUGUGGUGUGGCCUUUUAAUUUAAGGCAAAAUUCACCUAGGUUCAAGAUGAUUGCUGUAUGAUGAAGCCAGUAAUGUUCACAAGCUCUAAGUCCAUGCUAAAACUGCAGAUUUUAUCAGGCAACUCAAAGAUUUGGGAGUAAAUUUAGAAGGAAGCCUGCUUCCUGAUACAGUAUGUUGCCAAUCCCUGCCUCCCUUCAGAAUUUCUUUAAUGGGUGAGAAGCAGUUCAGUUAAAAAGUGUCUCCAGCCAAGGUUAUUAAAUAUGACAUGUAGCGAAAUGUUUAUAGAGUUGAAUUAUGUGAUGGUAAAAAGACCCUUCUGUACAAUGCUUGUUAUACUGGGCUCUAGUUAAAAAGCUACAUUUUAAAGGGGAGUUUGAGAGAUAUUAAGAUUAUUUUACACAGUAUGAUUACUUUCUCCUUUGACUUCAAAGUGCACUUUCCCCUGUAAGAAUUAGAGGCCACCAUAAAAAAUGUCCCAUUUUAUAUGGCCCAGUAGGACAAUGUCAUGCCUAUUGUGCCUUUGUCAUGACAGCUGAACAGGUCCUUCACUUAAGCUCUGUGGAAGAAAGGCAGUGAGUCUGAAAAAUCAGUAGUCAGUACAUUUGCCAAAAGUUAUGGCUAAAAAAACCGAAACCAGACUCCCAAGAGGCACUAAAAGCCAGAGACAGAACAGUGCUGUUAAUAUGUCUUAAUUGACUUUAUUGACAUAAAGCUCUUUCUUAAGAUGAGCUGAUCUUAAGUAAAUGUCGCUGAAUAGACCAAGUUUUGAAUAUGCUCACUUUGAUAAAUAUUAACACACUUGUGUCUUUUGUCAAAUUAAUAGGUGCCAUAUCAAUCACAUUGCAACACCAUUCUUUAUAAACACUAGUAGUCCAACUAAGUAUGUCAAAACUUCUAAUAGGAAGUCAGAGAUGCUAACGCCUACUUUUCCACUUGCAUUUAUUUGAAAAAAAGGAUUGGGGAAGUUGCUAAUUCAGUGCAAUAUUGCCAUCUAGAGACCAUUUGGGAGAUUGCAACAUAAUCAGGGCCUUUUAAGCACCCUGAAUUCUCCUUGAUACCAAGUAACAAAUACAAUUGAUCUAUUUUAUUGGGUUAUUAAGAUUGGCAUUUUCUUUGCAACAUUUGUAAUCAGCCAGAGUUUUACGGAGAACAACUCGAGGACCUUGAAUUAUCUCAUUCUAGAUGCCAAGUUCCAACUCAGGUUCUUAAUCUCAUUCUAGACAAUUUAUAUUAAAGUGUUUGCAGUUACCUAGAAAUUCAAAUAUAUACUCUAAUGCAUUAUUAUAAUAUAGACAGAUUAUCCUGAAAGAAUUAGGUUAUUUGGGUAUCUGGAAAAAUCAGCCAUUUUAAAGACAUCUGAAGAAGCCUCACAUAAUCACAAAGCCUCACAUAGAAGUUGUCUUCAAACAAAAGCAACACAAAAAAAUAUUCAUUUCUUAAUACUUUGCAAAUUAAUAGAUUAACUCAGGCAUUGUGGUAUUUGUGUAAAUUAAAUAUGCAUUUAGCCAAUCA